Molecule: messenger RNA, 762 nt
Organism: Cryptomeria japonica (Japanese cedar)
Lineage: Eukaryota; Viridiplantae; Streptophyta; Pinopsida; Cupressales; Cupressaceae
Product: secreted RxLR effector protein 161-like
Exons: 1
Coding region: 1-762 (253 amino acids)
Source: RefSeq, a predicted model, not a curated record
AUGGCUGAAUGCAAUGCCGUAAGUACUCCCAUGGUCACUGGAUGUAAAUUAUCUAAAGUAGAUGAAACUCCUGAUGCUGAUCAAACUAUGUAUAGGUCAAUGAUAGGUAGUUUGCUAUACUUAACUUCAUCAAGACCUGAUUUAAUGCAGGCAAUUUGUAUGGUUUCUAGAUUCCAGUCUGCUCCUAAACAAUUUCAUUUUACAGUUAUUCAAAGAAUAUUCAAAUACAUUAAUGGUACUCUUGAUUUUGGUCUUUUGUAUCCUAGAAAUGACAAUUUUACUCUGCUAGCUUAUACUGAUGCUAAUUGGGCUGGUUGUGUGGAUGACAAAAAACUCACCAAUGGUGCUGCAUUUUUUCUUGGUGAUAGUCUUGUGACAUGGGACAACAAGAAACAAGAUUGCACCUCACUUUCUACAACAAAAGUCGAAUAUGUUGCAACUACAUCUUGUUGUACACAGUUGCUAUGGAUGGCUCAAACUCUUUUGGAUAUGGGUAUUAUUGUUGACAAACCUCUCACCAUAUUUUGUGACAAUACUAGUGCUAUAAGUCUCUCUAAAAAUCUGGUGAUGCAUUGUAGAAUGAAACACAUUGCAACUAGGUUACUCUUUCUUUGUGAAAAAAUAUUGACUAAUGAAGUUACAUUGCAAUAUGUUCCUACUCAAGCACAAGUUGCUGAUACUUUUACAAAGCCCUUGGCUACAGAUGCAUUUGAAAGACUUCGUUUGCGAUUGGGAGUUGUCUCUCAAUCUAACCUUGUUUAA